Messenger RNA from Sabethes cyaneus, 1705 nucleotides. Its product is annotated as voltage-dependent anion-selective channel-like. The transcript is spliced from 5 exons. Gene Ontology annotation, cellular component: mitochondrial outer membrane. The record is from RefSeq and is a predicted model, not a curated record. The coding region runs from base 115 to 963 and encodes 282 amino acids. Gene Ontology annotation, molecular function: voltage-gated monoatomic anion channel activity. Gene Ontology annotation, biological process: monoatomic anion transmembrane transport. Lineage: Eukaryota; Metazoa; Arthropoda; Insecta; Diptera; Culicidae.
UCUUAAAAGAUCCACUGAAGAAGUUCUUGUGUGACCAUUUUCCUUCCAGUCCGGCAUUUUAGUUAUUUCUGUGAAAAAGAACGUUAGUGUUCCUUUUAUAAAAGUUCUAUAAAAAUGGCUCCACCAGCAUACUCAGAUCUUGGAAAGCAGGCUCGCGAUGUUUUCAACAAAGGGUAUCAUUUCGGAUUGUGGAAGCUUGAUGUCAAGACAAAGACCAGCUCCGGAGUCGAGUUCAACACCAGCGGUCACUCAAAUCAGGACAACGGAAAGGUGUUCGGAUCACUCGAAACCAAAUACAAAGUCAAGGAGUAUGGUUUGAACUUUUCUGAAAAGUGGAACACGGACAACACCCUGACUUCGGAGGUGUCAGUGGAAAACCAACUGGUGAAAGGAUUGAAACUGUCAUUCGACGGUUCGUUCGCACCACAAACCGGAAGCAAGACCGGACGCUUCAAGACCUCCUACUCGCAUGAUAAAGUCCGCGUGGAUGCUGACGUGAAUGUUGAUCUAGCGGGACCGUUGGUAAAUGCUUCCGGUGUGUUCGGUUAUCAGGGUUGGCUCGCCGGUUACCAGGUUGCAUUUGACUCCCAGAAGUCCAAGAUUACCGCGAACAAUUUCGCUCUCGGUUACUCUACUGGUGACUUCAUUUUACACACGAACGUCAACGACGGACGUGAGUUCGGCGGAUUGAUCUACCAGCGGUGCAAUGAUCGUCUGGAAACCGGUGUGCAGCUCUCAUGGGCUACUGGCUCAAACGCGACCAAAUUUGGUCUGGCUGCUAAGUACGACUUAGACAAGGAUGCAUGUGUACGAGCCAAGGUCAACAAUCAGAGUCAAAUUGGUCUCGGUUAUCAGCAGAAACUACGUGACGGUAUCACUUUGACGUUGUCCACGAUGAUCGACGGAAAGAGCUUCAACACUGGCGGUCACAAGAUCGGUGUCGCCUUGGAGUUGGAAGCCUAAGCUGCGGUUGAAGUCGUGUUCGUGUUUUAACAAACCAGAUUCAAAUCCAAUACCUACUAAAACAACUAAACUAACAAAAGGAAAACAAUUACCAAGUAUAGUAAACACAUUCGCAAAAUGUUGAAAGACAGUUCAUGUCUUAGAGAAACGUCCUUCUCACAACAGCUGUUGGGGUAAGCUGUGCGAUUAUUAGAGAGCAAUGAAGAUGUGCAGUUGGUUAAACGCAGAAUAACACAAAUUGAAAAUAAAGAAAAUCGAAUAAAAAUGGAAAGACUUAGAUAACUGUCAAACCACCAUCAAGGUUAUUGAUUCGAUGAGAACAGAAAAACAAUUUUCUUGACAAACAGACAUUAUAGUCAUUUAUUAGAGUAACCGCAUCUUCUCGAUAGAAAUUUAACAACACAAUCGAAAACACUUUAUCAUCAACUCGUAAAAUAACCCCUUUAAAUGGGACUUUUUUGCACACGCUGCGACCCUGCGGAUAGAUGUAAAAUAGAACAAUACUGCCCUGACAAUUUAGAGACAUAUUUCAGUCGGUAACUCAAAUAGCAGUGCACAGUCAAAAACGGGAAACGAAAAAAAUUGUCACUGUUUUGUUCAAAAUCGCGUGCAGCUUAUAAUGGUGUGGAAUACAUGUUGCAACUUGGCUUGUAUGGCUACCGCUAAGCCUCGAACAAACGUUAUAUCUAUAUAGAAUUGAAGGAAAUAAAGUGCGUUGCGGAGUUCUACUGCUCAUCAGUCG